Messenger RNA from Eruca vesicaria subsp. sativa (arugula), 1098 nucleotides. Lineage: Eukaryota; Viridiplantae; Streptophyta; Magnoliopsida; Brassicales; Brassicaceae. The record is from the annotation of a GenBank genome assembly.
AUGGUGAUAUCUAACAUAGCGAUGGGGUCGGUGAAUGCACUUGUGAAGAAAGCUCUUGAUGUUGGUGUGAACCAUAUGGUCGUUGGUGCUUAUCGAAUGGCUAUUUCCGCUCUCAUUCUAGCUCCAUUCGCCUAUAUCUUGGACAGGAAAACAAGACCGAAGCUAACGUUUAGGCUAUUCAUCGAUCACUUCUUCAGUGGCCUGCUCGGGGCAAGUUUGAUGCAAUUUUUCUUUUUGCUUGGUCUGUCGUAUACGUCAGCGACUGUUUCGUGUGCUGUGGCAAGCAUGAUGCCUGCAGUCACCUUCGCUUUGGCCCUUAUUUUCAGGACGGAAAGUGUAAAAAAUCUAAAGACCAAAGGAGGAAUGUUGAAGGUGCUGGGAACUCUAAUAUGCAUAAGUGGCGCUUUGUUCUUAUCAUUCUACAAAGGCCCUCAAAUAUCAAACAUUCACUCUCACAGAGAGGCUAUUCACCACAACAACAACGAUGGAGACAAAACCAAGAACUGGCUUCUUGGAUGUCUUUACUUAUUUAUAGGAACCACGUUGCUGUCUCUGUGGAUGUUGUUUCAAGGGACUUUAAGCAUUAAGUACCCUUGCAAAUACUCGAGCACCUGUCUCAUGUCGGUUUUUGCAGGGUUCCAAUGUGCUCUAUUGAGCCUUUACAAGGGCAUAGACGUUAAUGACUGGGUUAUCGAUGACAAAUUCGUGAUUAUUGUCGUCGUAUACGCUGGAGUGGUAGGGCAGGCCAUGUCGACUGUAGCAACAACAUGGGGAGUAAAGAAAUUAGGAGCUGUUUUCGCAUCAACGUUUAGUCCAAUUGGUCUUAUAUCAGCUACUCUAUUCGAUUUCCUCAUCUUACACACUCCUUUAUACCUCGGCAGUGUAAUUGGAUCAGUAGUGGCAGUAAUGGGUCUCUACGUGUUCUUGUGGGGUAAGAAGAACGAAAAGGAAGCAUCAACGGCAUUGCCUCCUCGGAUGGAUAAGGAAGCAUCAACUAAUUGUCCUAAUGUCUAAGGAGAGAGAAUAAGACAUGGACUAUAUUUAUCUGAAGUCUAAAGCUACAAACAUCAACGUAAAGAGUUGUAAAAUACUGUAUUA